AUGAAGGAAUGGCCUACUUGGGUUGAUCUGUUAAAGCCUUUAUACCAAGAUAUAUGGAAGAAAGAUGGAAUCUUUGAAGCUGUUAUAGCUUCCACGUUCAAGAUUCAUAGGCACAAUGAUUUGAUUAUUGCUCUUGUUGAGAGAUGGUGUUUGGAGACAAACACAUUCAUUUUACCUUGGGGAGAAGCAACUGUUACUUUGGAGGAUAUGGUAGUUUUGGGUGGUUACUCUGUUUUGGGCCACUGUGUCUUGAAACCUGUUAAGGCCAAAGAUUCUGUUGCAGUUGAAAAAACUCUUUGCGAAGCUCAUAAGACUGUUAGAGCAAGGAAUGUUACUCACCAUGCCUGGAUGGAAUAUUUUGCAGGAAAAGGUGACCAUUUGGAGCAUGUUGCAUUUUUGACCCUUUGGUUGUCAAGGUAUGUGCUCCCUUCUAAAAGUUAUCAAACUGUGGAUAGAGCUCUUUUCCCUAUUGCAAUUUAUCUUUCUCAAGGUAUACCAAUAGCACUUGCCCCUGCUGUUCUUUCUAGCAUCUAUAGGGAUUUAAG
Molecule: messenger RNA, 545 nt
Organism: Nicotiana tabacum (common tobacco)
Lineage: Eukaryota; Viridiplantae; Streptophyta; Magnoliopsida; Solanales; Solanaceae
Source: RefSeq, a predicted model, not a curated record